AUGUUCGUCCGAGCCCAAUUUAACUACGACCCGCAGAAGGACAACCUCAUCCCUUGCAAAGAAGCAGGUUUGAAAUUCCAAACCGGAGAUGUAAUCGAGAUUAUCAAUAAAGAUGAUAGCAAUUGGUGGCAAGGCCGGAUAGAAGGUUCUUCCAAUGGCUCGGCAGGGCUUAUUCCAUCUCUGGAGCUCCAAGAAUGGCGUGUUGCCAGCACAACCCAAGAGAAUCAAUCCGAAGGCCAGAGCUGCCUUUCCUUUGGGAAGAAGAAGAAAUGCAAAGACAAAUAUCUGGCAAAGCACAGCUCAAUUUUUGACCAGCUUGAUGUAGUAUCUUACGAGGAGGUGGUCCAACUGCCAGCUUUUAAGCGAAAAACUUUGGUGCUUAUAGGAGCAAGUGGUGUCGGACGAAGCCACAUUAAGAACACACUGCUCAACAAAUACCCAGACAAGUUCGGAUAUCCUGUUCCAUAUACAACUCGACCCCAAAAGAAGAAUGAAGAGGAUGGGAAGAACUAUCACUUUGUCUCUACAGAAGACAUGACAAAAGACAUCUCUGCUAACGAGUUCUUGGAAUUUGGAAGUUACCAGGGCUUUAUGUUUGGCACCAAAUUUGAAACUUUGCACAAGAUCCAUCAGCAGGGCAAAAUUGCCAUCUUGGACAUUGAGCCUCAGACGCUGAAAAUCAUCCACACUGCCGACUUUUCUCCUUUCGUUGUGUUCGUUGUUCCCCCAAAGCAAGCCGAUCAGAUAGAAACCUUGCAGCAACUUCAGAAGGACACAGAGGCCAUCCAAAGCAGAUAUGCCCAUUACUUCGAUCUGGUCCUGGUGAACAACGGUGUGGAGGAGAGCCUCGAACAACUGCAGGCAGCUUUCGACCGGGCAUGCAGCUCCCCACAGUGGGUGCCCGUUUCUUGGGUGUAUUGAGCUGGCGGCACCACUUAAGGCCGCCUCAUUGCAGCAUGUCGAGGACAGUAAAAGGAUCAGCCUCUUCCCUGCUCUACGCUUCUGCCCAAUACGCAACCUUCUCGGAGCUGCCCCAUCGCCUGUUACUGCCAGGACGAAGAGUCCAGUCCUCCCAGCUGCAAAUAUCCCCAGAAGAGCAUCUGUGUGCGCGGCUUGCUCCUCCUUUGUUCUGUAUUUCCCAUUUCUUUGCAGAUGUUAGCAGCAGGGGACGGUCCCAGAAUAUACCGCUCUUCGGCUAUCAAUAAGGUUUUAAACAGGGAUACUAGAAACACAUUCUAGGUAAAAGCCAUAAUGCCGUGAAUGUUAAGAGCUGUGUUUUCAUGCCAACACAUUUUCCUGUCUUUCUGUUCUUUUUCCCCAUUUGUGACAAGAAGCGCCAUCCAAACCUCUGCAUGAAUGAGAUUUAACUCCCUUCACUCAUUUUUUGAGGAAGGGCAGAGAACUCUGAACUGAUGUUGGACCUCCUGUUCAACUAGCCUUUUUUUUUUUUUGCCUCCGUCACAAAGUGUUUGUUCUACCACUGCACCCAAGCACAUCAGGAGGGGUACGGCCCUCAAUACCUUUGUAACUAACAGGGAUAAGCAGAAGGGAGCAUGGAUGACCAGGUGUUAAAUCCCAUGCUCUUGAGGAUGCCAAAAAAUAUAUAUAUAUGAAACAAACAUGCAAUAAAAACAUUCGGUUGAAUCCAUUACAGGGAAAACUUAAUAAGCAGCAAUAAAAUAUGAUUCAAAAACAUG
This is a messenger RNA of Thamnophis sirtalis, 1697 nucleotides long. NCBI's taxonomy places the organism in Eukaryota, Metazoa, Chordata, Lepidosauria, Squamata, Natricidae. The record is from RefSeq and is a predicted model, not a curated record.